UGCAGCUCAACUGGACCAAAUGACCGAGCAGAUAAUUGUAUAUUUAUCUUUAGACGUUAUUUAUGACAGAUUUUAACAUAUAUGUACUGAAUUAUGUUAGGCUAUAGCCUAUACUUGUAAUUGGUCAUUUUGCCAUGCGUAAAUAUAAAAAGUAAAGACAUAACGAUCUGGAUCUUGAGUAAAUUCCCUUCGAUGCAAACAACUGGUUCACUUUGAUUACUAACCCUAAACUGCACAAAGGCUCUCCGAGAGACUGGACCCCACCCACCGCCUGAUGCAGCGCAGGCCUGUCAUCAUGAAGAUAUACUGCCAAUAUGUGUUCUAAUUAGUGCAGUUUUCUUCUUAAAUUACAAUUUUUGUUCUGAAUUUGAUUUGAUUCAACGUAAUGCUUCAUCGUUGCCAGAACCAUGAUUUCCGAGGACAGCGGAAGUUACAACUGUGUCCUCAGAAACCCGUCCGUGUUGGAGCAACAAUCACAUCCAAGAUGGAGACCGUUACCGCUGGACAAAUGAUGAGCCUGGCAGCUCUCCAGAGACAAGACCCGUACAUUAACAAACUGCUCGAUGUUACCGGACAGGUGGCUCUCUACAACUUCAACUCCAAAGUGAACGAAUGGGAGAAGACCGACAUUGAGGGCACCCUGUUUGUUUAUGCGAGGUCUGCCUCGCCUCACCACGGCUUCACCAUCAUGAACCGACUGAGCACGGAGAACCUGGUGGAGCCGAUCAACAAAGACCUGGAGUUCCAACUGCAGGACCCCUUCCUUCUCUAUAGGAACGGCAACUUGGGUAUCUACAGUAUUUGGUUCUAUGACAAGAGGGACUGUCACCGCAUCGCUCAGCUGAUGGUCAAGAUUGUCAAACAAGAGGCAGAGCACGCCCAGAGAAAUUCCCCAGAAAGGGCAGCGCCAACGAGGCCCAACGGCGUGGCAGAAUCACGGCCCAUCGACAUCCUGGAACUGCUCAGCAAAGCCAAGGAGGAAUACCAGAGAGCUCAGGCAGGUGAAGAUGUGUCUGCAGAGCCGAAUGGGAAAGCAGCUCUCAACGCCGCCGUGCAGGCGCACAGCAAACCACAACCUGAGAAGAGCUCUCACACGAUGGUGAAGCAGAUCACAGUCGAGGAGCUCUUUGGCUCGUCUUUUACCAAGGACCCCCCACAGAACACCACCACUGCUUCCAGUGACAGUGACCCCUCCACCGCUUACCUCCACAACCAGUCGUAUCCCACGCCAGCCCACCCAAACCCACUCUUUCCUCCCCAUCUCUCAGCCCGAGACCCCGGGUCAAGUCAGCGGCACCAAGUCCCCGGCCUGCUCCCAGCUGCCUACGCGAUGCACCCCGGCCCUGUUUUCACAUCGGUGGUCCCGAGGUCUGACCCCCAACCUCAGUGUUCAGUCUCCCCUCUUAUGGUGCUUCCAGCUGGCUUAGAGGCGUGUGCUGCUCCGCCGGUUCCCGCAGCUCCAUCAUCAGCUCCUCCUGCAUAUUUAGGUCAGGAGAUACUCGACACUCUGAAAGCGGCAGUGCCCUCUGUGAACUCGGACAUCCACAAGCCCAUCCUCGCACCCAACUUCCUGCCAAGUGCGCUGUUCCCACCCCACAGCUUCCAGGAGCCCAUGGGCAAACACCUUCUGAAGCACAGCAGUGAGAUGAAUGUUUUUUCUCAGUCUCCAAACCUGAUCAAACCAAUGUCUGCGGUCCCCAUGAGUCCAGGUCUUGCGGUUCCAGUUUUGCCGAUCUCUGUGCUUCUCUCCCCGAGCGCCUUCCAGCAGUCCACCAAUAAGACGGCAGCGUCGGCGGUCCCCCCGGCCCCCGUCGAGCCCUCCCACGCCUCUGCAGGAGCUUUAGAGCCUCCACAAGCAGCCUGCAGCAAAACACAUCUUCAGGAUACGCUGAUUCACCUCAUUAAGAACGACCCAGACUUCCUCGGUGCCAUUCAUGAUGCCUACCUGCAGAGUUUGUCCAAGGACCUCAGCAACAUGAAGCUAUAGUCCUCGUCAAGCAUCAUCACACUCACUAUCAGCGCUGACCCCUGCGUGACCUUUGAAGACUCAAGUGAAUGGGACGUAAAGGAAGACGACAGGUUUUUGACACGCUGCACAACCAUUCAACACGCGUCCGUGUUCUGAGAUCCUCUCACUGCUCCUGCCUCUCAACAUGAUGGUGGGUUUUUUUCGUCUCAGCUGAACUCUUCAGCUGUCUCGGCUACCUGCGUUACCGUGGAUCUACUUUGCGUCUGCUUUGCCAAACCAGAACUACUUUUGACCUUUUAUGAAAGAUGAUUUUGCAGUUUGAACAUUGUGGGAAUCGGAGACGCUGCUUCUCUUACUCGUCUCGCGUCUUUUGGCUUCUCGCAGUGCGAGACGGUCGGACCAGUGAGGACACACGAAGAAGAAGAAGAAGAAGAAGGAGGAUCUCUGUGGGGACCUCAGAACUGUUGUGGGGUUCUUUGCAGACAGACUCUGUCUCUCUCUCUCUCUCUCUGUCUCUUUCUCUUUCUCUUUCUUUCUCUCUCUCACUCUCUGUGUGUGUGGACUACUCAUUUUCCUUUUUUUCCACUUCCCCUCUUCGUAAUGCCGAGGCCUGUUCGAACAGCCAUCACAGUUAUUGUUGAUUUUUGUGGUCGUCUCUUAAUAAGGAGGAGAUUGUUCAGGAUUUUGGUUUGGUAUUUUUCAACCCUUGUGCAAGGAAGAUGAAGAACCUUCGGCAUUGUUUCAAGAAGCUCCUCGUCUCUGCUGUUUAUUAAUAGCUUUUAGGGACACCAGCGUUUUGGGAUACUUUAUGACGGUACAGUUAAGCUACAUUUAACUCAACCUCAGGAUUCUGGUUUGGCAACAAUUUAUAAUUCAAAUAUGAGAAGAAAAAAAAAAUAGCUAUUAAUUUUUGAGUUAUUGUUAAUAUUCCCAACUUUUUAAUAUUACAUUUCUUUAAAAACAAAUCAAGGAGCUGAUGAUUGGCACACUAAUGAUGACAAAUAUAAACUGCGUCCAGUCCCUUUUCCAGCCCAAAAUAAAGUCUUGCGUCACAAAGACUUAAAGACAGACUUGUUCUUUGUUGGGUUUCUUUGCAGUACGAGGUUACUGCAGCACAGAGCCGUAGAACCGGGAGAAGCUCACCGGCCUCAUCGUGUGCGACACUGACCGGCUGUUCUAUGCUUUUUGUGAUGAACAAAGAAAACCAAUCCAACGUAGAUCAGAAAAUCAGGUUUCAAAGAUUAUGGGGAACAGGUUUAUUAGCGUGUGUCUCGUGGGCCUUUCGGUAAACAAUGUAAACACGGACAUUUAGGUUUACGGUUCGGUGAUGUUUGAUGUCAAUCGUCGGCUCAUGGGUGUCAUCUGUCUUAUUUUUCACAAAAUACCAAGCAAGUCAUUCCACAUGGCGACCUUAGCAGAAUACUUUUUUAGGUUUAACAAACAUGAAUUGCAAAGAUAACGGCUCUUUUUGAAUUUAUGAAUGUUUUAUUGCAGAAUGUCAUGUAAUCCACGUUUGGAGAUAAUUGAGGGAGUGAUGCUGAAUCUGCAUGAAUGCCUGCCUCGAUGGUGGUACUACAGCUUUGCAUUAUGUCCUGCUAUCUGAAUGUAUGUGAUUUGUUGCAGUAUAUAUGUGCCGGUCUAUUUUCCUCCUGCAUAUUUAAGCUGAACGUGCUUUCAGUAACAGCUGUUAAUCAUGUUUUUCUUUCCCUUUUGGAUUUCGCAAAAUUAAGAUUUAAAUUGCGAACAUGACAUCACAUCCUUUGUACACUUAUUUGCCCUGUUUAUAAUUUUUCAAAAGUAAUCUUUCCACCAAUUCUGCAAUGUGUUUGAUAAAUAAACUCACAUGGGAGGAAUUGUUGAAAUCGGUUGUUUUAAUCCAGGGCAUAUAUUUAAGAUUUUAAGGUUAUUUUAUGCUUUGAUAUAAUUGGCCAGAGAUAUAAUUUUGGAAAAUUAUUUUCAAAUUAUAAAAUGUUCUAAGAUUGUUGCCACUGUACAUAAUUUGGUUUAUUUUUGACUAUUUUGUGAUAUUAAAGAGUUGAAAUAGA
Pseudoliparis swirei is the source of this 4014-nucleotide messenger RNA. RefSeq names its product decapping mRNA 1A (gene dcp1a). Gene Ontology annotation, cellular component: P-body. The coding region runs from base 386 to 1987 and encodes 533 amino acids. Gene Ontology annotation, molecular function: mRNA binding; enzyme activator activity. Lineage: Eukaryota; Metazoa; Chordata; Actinopteri; Perciformes; Liparidae. The transcript is spliced from 10 exons. Gene Ontology annotation, biological process: deadenylation-independent decapping of nuclear-transcribed mRNA; deadenylation-dependent decapping of nuclear-transcribed mRNA; positive regulation of catalytic activity. The record is from RefSeq and is a predicted model, not a curated record.